CACACAUGUUUGAUGUUAUGCAGUGCGUUCACGAAAUUUAGGUUAUCUUUACUUCACAACAUGGGAAUCUAGCACAAGAGAAAUCAUUGUAUAUUUUUAUAGUUUUAUAAAAAUUAGUGUUGUUUCGCUCAUGCGUUGUAUAUAUAUUUUAUAUAAAUUUUGAAAUUUUGAACAGGAAUACUUAGUUAAUUAGUCAACAUGACUCGUUUUGCAAGGGCCAAAGGUUCGAAAUCGUCAAACGAACGAUUACCAGAUGAGCCAACGCCAUGGCAUGUUAUGAAGCAGCAGCUGGAAUCCAAUUUGGAGCCCGCUAAGGAGCCUCAAGCAAAAACAAAAACAGCCAGACAACUGCUCAAUGAAAAGGAAGAUCUUUAUUAUGCACAAUCUGUGGGUAAUGUUAACACAGACUGGGCAGAAUUCGAUGCUCCCAAAAAGACAAAUGGUAUAAAUAGUGGAAAAAUCGAAAAGAAGCAAAAAGACCAAAAUGAAAAUGUCAAGAAAGCCGUCAAGAAUGUUAAGCUAGAAGAACCUAAACAGGUAUCUGCAAAAGCAGAAAAAAUAGUGAAAGAGAACACAUCUGAAGAUGUAGGGGAAAGAGAAAAGAAUACAAAGGCAAAAAGGAAAGCUGAAAAUACAUUUCAAACAGAAGAACACCUUCCAACAAAAACAGAAAACACAAACGAAGAUAUACAAGAAAGAAGAAGAAAUAAAAAAGCAAAAAGGAAAGCUGACAAUGCAUCUCAAGCAAAAAUUGUUAAAACAGAGAAGCAGGAGAACCCUCCAGUGAAAAUAGAAAACCCAUCCGAAAGUAAAUCUGAAAAUGCUGAAACAGGUGGUAAGUUGAGCAAGAGGCAAAAACGAAACCAAAAAAAGCAAAAUCAGAAAACUGAUGAGAAAAACGAUCGUGCACAAACUGCUCCAUUCAAUGCUGAAGGAAAUGAUUGGGACAAUUCAGUGAGUUUCAAUAAGAGAAGAAAAUUCAGUGACGAUCAAGACAGAAAACCUAUGGGCAACGGUGGUCAAAAUAAUUUUAGGGAUAGAAACUCUAAUUCUAAUUUCAAUGAAUACAAGAACUUUAGACGCUUUGGUAAUAACGUUCCUAAGAAAUUCCAGCCAAAGUCAGCCAAACCUCGAGAUGAUAAAGAACACCAACGCAGAAAACCAGAUCAACCUGCAAUGAAAGUCACAAUCAAUGGAAUGGAUCUCGAAAUUGUCAAAUACGAUGGAUUCCCAGUUAAGAAGGAAGAUGCUGAGAGAUUAACAGAGCUGCGUAAAGAAAUGGUUCUCAAGGGUAUACCCAAAUCUGAAAUAGAUGCAGCUAUGAAGCUAGAAAGAAGAAAAUGUGAAAAAGCAUUGGCACGCGUCAGAAGACAAGUCUGUUUCCAUUGUAGAAAAGCUGGACAUAAUUUGUCAGACUGCCCAGAACUAGGAAAAGAAGAAGCAGGCACAGGAAUCUGUUUUAAAUGUGGUUCCACUGAACAUACGCACUUUGAGUGCAAAGUAAACAAAUCAGAUGAUUAUAGGUAUGCAAAAUGCUUCAUUUGUAGAGAGCAGGGCCAUAUUGCAAAACAAUGUCCUGAUAAUCCAAAGGGUUUAUAUCCUGAUGGUGGUUCGUGUAAAAUUUGUGGUGAUGUAACCCAUCUGAAGAAAGAUUGUCCAGACUUAGUAAAAGAAAAAGAAGAGACAGCCAUCACGCUUGAUACCAUCAAAGAUGCAAAUCUUGAAGUAUUAGAUAACGAAACCACUAAAGUUAAAACAGAAGCUAAACCAACUAAGAAAAUUGUAAAAUUUUAAAAGUAGGAUAAUUUUGUAAAAAUUCUAUAUGUACCAAUAAAAAAUCUUAUUUUUCAAAAACAACAAA
Messenger RNA from Nasonia vitripennis (jewel wasp), 1861 nucleotides. Its product is annotated as myb-like protein X. The record is from RefSeq and is a predicted model, not a curated record. Lineage: Eukaryota; Metazoa; Arthropoda; Insecta; Hymenoptera; Pteromalidae. Gene Ontology annotation, molecular function: nucleic acid binding; zinc ion binding. The coding region runs from base 199 to 1794 and encodes 531 amino acids. The transcript is spliced from 2 exons.